Molecule: messenger RNA, 2086 nt
Organism: Synchiropus splendidus (mandarinfish)
Lineage: Eukaryota; Metazoa; Chordata; Actinopteri; Syngnathiformes; Callionymidae
Exons: 4
Coding region: 254-940 (228 amino acids)
Biological process (GO): spermatogenesis
Cellular component (GO): cytosol; nucleus
Source: RefSeq, a predicted model, not a curated record
UCUGCCUCAGAAACUCUUCAAAUUCAGCCACAGUCGACGUCGUCACGAAGCCGGAGUCGAACUUUUUGGGCGCUUUAGCAAAUGAAUGAAGUUUACCAGGGAGAUCUCGCGAGAAGUGCGGUGCCUCUGAACAUCCACUUUAUCUCAGACGAGGAGCCUCGCGCUCGCUGAUAAGUGGACAUUAGCGCGAGCGAUCACUGGCGCUGAACUUGAGCGGUUUCAGGAGGAUCUGAGCCUCGUCUCCGCCGUGGAAAUGUUCCGGAAAAGCAAGAGCAAAGUGCUGGUGGAGUAUGCGUCGGAGGAAGACGACAUGUCCUGGCACCACCACCACUCCUACAAGGACAAAGACAUAGAAGGAGAGGAAGAAGAGGAGGAAGCUGUCACAGCUGUAUCCAAGGAGGCCAAAGUGAAGAAGAUUAUAUCCAAGAAAGAGAGGAGGGAGAAGAAGAUGUUCUCUACGAAGGACGAUGAGCAUUUGUUGUUGACCGGAGUUCAGCUGGCUGAUCGCAGAGGGUCUCACAAGAAAGUCAAGGAUGAAGAGAAAGAGAAGAAGGACAAGCCAGAGAAGGGACUCUGCUUUUGGGAAAGCAUCACCAUGACGAUGAGGCAGAUUUCACCCACCAAAAAACUGGAGAAGAUGGAGGGCUGGGAGCCGCCUCAGCUGGAGAGCGAGAGCGACGACGUCCUGGAGGAGGAGGACGGCACUGAGAACGGGGACUCCUCCGGCUCCCUCCCAGACUCUUUAGGGCUGCCGCUGGAACUGGCCAUGUGGGAAGGUCGGGGUCUGGAGGAGGACUCGUCCCGCUACGCUAACCUGUCCGACCCAAAGGACUGCGCGGCGCCGGUCAGGUGGACCGCCCGUGCCAAGGUCAAGCUGGCCGGCAUCAGCAGGAUGAGCAGAGGGAUCGUGUCGGAGGGAACAUGGGAGGGAUUCAAGUAGCCACUGGACCAUGAGGAGCUCUGUCGAGGCUCCGAACAGAACGUAUGAAGUUGUUUUCUGAAUCAUGAUGAUGACGAAAAUAUUAUCAGAAUGUUAGUGAGCAGAACUCCGUUGUCUUCAUGGUUUCCUGCUGUCAAUGAAAAAAACAUCCCCUUUGACAUGUCAUGUGACCAGCAGCAAUACCCUGCCAAAAUGAAACAUGAACAUAGACAUAGAGACAGUAGUUCAUCUAGAAUCCAGCAGCAGGGAUGAAAUGACUUCAACUGUUGCUGGUGGUUCAAGUGCUGUGUAAGCAACCAUGAUAUGAGAUAAGGUUUCCUUAGGUCAUGCUGUUUUAUUGUCAAUGUUAAAGUGAUGUUUUCUGCGAUGAACCGUGUUUCCAGGAUCCUGAUGUGGACUCGACUUGAUCAAUUUAUCCGCUGUGUGAGAAACAGAUUUCCUGACUGACUCUAUGGAAAGGAAGGAAGCCAAACAUUGAGAUUUUCCUGGCGAAAUAUUAUUUUAAAAAUAUGUGUCUUUAGGUUUGCAACACAAUUCUUAUUCCUGCUAAACACGUUCCAACACUGGCUGGCGAACAACCAUUUCCCCAGAAGCUUCAAUAUUUUUAAGAGGAAGCACAUUCACCGCUGCUCCUUCAAAGUUACUUGCUCCAGCGUAAGCACAAUACUUAUCAUUUUGUUGACUGUUUAUUUAUCUGAGGAGCCUUUUAACCACCCAAACCUGGUGCUGGUGAACCCAAAAAAGAGUAGCGCUUUAGCUCACCAUCAACCUCCUUUAAGAUCAGUUUGACAGCUUGAAGUUUUCAUGCAGGCAUGAAAGUGCUUACUUCUUUUCACUGGUGUGUGCUUCAUGGACUAAAACUGCAACUGAGAAGUACCUUACUUCAACCUCUGUGUCUUAAGAUUGGAGAUUAUCUGAAGAGUGGUGCGCUGUUUCUGAGGUCGUUUCUAAGGAGAGCAGUGACACCCUCGGCAUAUAAAGUGCCUUCAAUCAAUAGAAAAGUCGUGUUCAAGCUGAGUCAUCAAUGAGACGCCGCAACGCCGAGGUCAUCAAACCACAAGGAUUAGUCCAGAGUCAAACUCUUAAGCUUUGUUUGAUUUGUUUGAUUCAAGAUUUGAAUAAAAGCUGGUCAGUUCUUCUGUGUUG